This is a messenger RNA of Pelobates fuscus (common spadefoot toad), 1518 nucleotides long. RefSeq names its product sodium/potassium transporting ATPase interacting 2 (gene NKAIN2). Gene Ontology annotation, biological process: regulation of sodium ion transport. The record is from RefSeq and is a predicted model, not a curated record. The transcript has 8 exons. NCBI's taxonomy places the organism in Eukaryota, Metazoa, Chordata, Amphibia, Anura, Pelobatidae. The coding region runs from base 349 to 1011 and encodes 220 amino acids.
CAUGCUCAGGAGCUCUCAUUGCUUGCAGCAUGCAGGGGUAGUGAGAUGCAGUCAGACUGCUUCUGUUAUCUGCCUGCAGCACAGGGAUAUGUGAACAGCUGUAGAGAUCAGCCCCUUGUGUCCAUUUCCAAAACCCUUUGGCUGGCUGCUCUUUCUUAUACCAGUAAAGGUAUGCUGAUGCUGCAGGUGAGCUGCUAGGUCCUAAUGCCGACCGUUUUCUUGCCUUGGACUAGAGGUAAAAACGAAAUCCAAGCCACUUACAAAGCAUUUCUUCAGCCCAUCAGCUACCUGACUUUUCUGGGAGGCGGCUGAAACAGAGUCUUCUUGGAGAUCAGGCUUUUGGAAAAAAUGGGCUAUUGCAGUGGCAGGUGCACACUGAUAUUUAUCUGUGGGAUGCAACUGGCUUGUAUACUGGAACGACAGAUAUUUGACUUCCUUGGUUAUCAGUGGGCACCUAUCCUGGCAAACUUUGUUCACAUCAUUGUUGUCAUUCUUGGAUUAUUUGGAACUGUCCAGUGUAGAACACGAUACAUUACAGGGUAUGCAACCUGGCUUAUCCUGUGGGUUUCUUGGAAUGUGUUUAUCAUCUGCUUCUAUCUUGAGGCUGGUGACCUUUCAAAGGAGGGAAGAAGCAGCCCUGGAUUUGGCAUCAGUUUGGAGAAAGACCUUAUUAUGACAUUCAAUGUAUCAAUGCAUCGUUCCUGGUGGAUGGAAAAUGGACCAGGUUGCAUUGUGACCUUAGUGACCCCAGCUCCAGACUGGGCCCCAGAAGAUCAUCGCUAUAUCACCAUUUCUGAGUGUUUACUAGAAUAUCAGUACAUAGAAGUGGCACACAGUUCCCUUCAGAUAUUUUUUGCACUUGCUGGGUUCAUUUAUGCCUGCUACGUUCUGAAAUGUAUCUCUGAAGAAGAAGACAGUUUUGAUUUCAUAGGUGGUUUUGACUCUUAUGGAUAUCAGGGACCUCAGAAGACAUCCCACUUACAGCUACAGCCCAUGUAUAUGUCAAAAUAAACAAGCAAAUCUCCUGCUUAUGGGCGAGGAGCAAGAUAACAGUCUGCUUCAUGGAGACAUUCCUAUGGACUAUAGCAAAAGGACAUACUUGUAAUUGUGUGUGUUUAUGGUAAAAAAUCCAUUGAUAAGAAAACAGAAUCAAAUGCGUCCUCUCAAUGCAAAGGUGGAUGCAUUUCAAGUUGCAAUUAAAGUAUUCCCAGAAAGACUGCAACCUCUUUCACAGCAAGCACUUUAGUGUCCUCUUCUGGAAGCAUCUGAUAUUCUUUUUGCACUAAAGAGAGACCUUACUGCUUAGUGAUGACUGUGAACCAUACUAGAAGUGCCAUAAAGAUCCCUGGAUUGCAUAACAGUGGGACACCAUAGGUUACUUUUGUUGGCUCUAAUAAAAUUACCUGCACUUUGCCUUAACCCAGCCAAAAUGUGAUUGUCAGAAGAAAAGUUACAGAAGAAACAGCAGACCCAUCCUGACAGUGUUUUGUGUGGGACUGUUGUCUUUCUGUGAAGACU